CAAUGAACCAAAUUAGGUCCACUGAUGCAGUCUCCCAACUACAGAGCCGAUGAUGGAAUGCAGACGACACAAGCCGAGAUCCUCCAAUGUUGAUAUCCGUCAAAUAUGGGGGACAUUUCGCGACGCAACAACCAGUGGGCGAACAUUCAUUCAUCUGAACGAAAACUGGUGCAUCUGGCUGGAGCCCCCUUCUUGCUCUGCAGCUGACGUCUUGGAAUUCAACGGCUGCGGCCAAGCGUGGUCUAGGACUCUUAGCACCUUUCGAUAUCAAGAGGGAAAACCGAGAUCAGCAGCCAAAAUCGCAUUCUGGAACCGUCAUGGUGCGGAACGACUCUUGAGAUUGGUUGCUCGGGGCGGCUAUGGUAUCAACAAUCGGCCGCAAAUGGCGUGGAAUCAGCUCUUCGAAAAGACCCCAUACAGUCUCCCAUCUCAGCCGUGUGUCAUGGACACAAUCGGACUUGCAAGUUUCGUCUACGAGGGGGUAUUGCGCUGUUCUUCAACCACAUAUGCGUUUAACAGACUGAAACAGGGGAAAUAACGUGCAUCAGAUGGAUUGUCGAGUUUAUCUUGCGCAAGCGGAAAUAGCUUUCAUGGCACUAGGGUAGGAACACGCUACUGAUGCGUAUGUGGCGUGGGCUGGAG
Molecule: messenger RNA, 642 nt
Organism: Pseudomassariella vexata
Lineage: Eukaryota; Fungi; Ascomycota; Sordariomycetes; Amphisphaeriales; Pseudomassariaceae
Exons: 1
Coding region: 50-538 (162 amino acids)
Source: RefSeq, a predicted model, not a curated record